Anas platyrhynchos (mallard) is the source of this 6129-nucleotide messenger RNA. RefSeq names its product phosphorylase kinase regulatory subunit alpha 2 (gene PHKA2). NCBI's taxonomy places the organism in Eukaryota, Metazoa, Chordata, Aves, Anseriformes, Anatidae. Gene Ontology annotation, biological process: glycogen metabolic process. Gene Ontology annotation, cellular component: phosphorylase kinase complex. Gene Ontology annotation, molecular function: calmodulin binding. The record is from RefSeq and is a predicted model, not a curated record.
UGCUGCCAGAGAGCCACAAGCCACCCGGCAGCUCUCCGAUCAGGACUUUUUAUUUCCACGGUCAGGUAUAGAGCCGAGCCGUGCCGCCCCUCUCGGCCUCGGCGCUGCUCCCGCCCCGGGCGCUGAGGGGAGGCGGCUCCGGGCCCCGCCCGCGGCCGCCGCCAUCUCCUGCUGCCGAGCGCGGCCGGGGGCUGAGGAGGGCUGAGGGCGGCCAUGAGGAGCCGCAGCAACUCGGGGGUGCGGCUGGACGGCUACGCCCGGCUGGUGCAGCGGACCAUCCUCUGCCACCAGAACCCAGUAACAGGGCUGCUUUCAGCUGGUACUGACCAUAAGGAUGCUUGGGUACGGGACAACGUCUACAGCAUCCUGGCGGUGUGGGGGCUCGGGAUGGCUUACCGAAAGAAUGCAGACCGGGACGAGGAUAAGGCCAAAGCCUACGAGCUUGAGCAGAACGUUGUGAAGCUGAUGCGGGGACUCCUACAGUGCAUGAUGAGACAGGUAGAUAAGGUAGAGAAGUUCAAAUGCACACAGAGUACCAAAGACUGCCUUCACGCCAAGUAUAACUCAGCUACUUGUGCCACGGUGGUUGGAGAUGACCAGUGGGGACAUCUGCAAGUAGAUGCAACUUCGCUUUACCUGCUCUUCUUGGCACAGAUGACAGCAUCAGGAUUACGUAUCAUCUUCACCCUUGAUGAAGUUGCUUUUAUUCAGAAUCUUGUUUUCUACAUAGAAGCUGCCUACAAAGUUGCUGAUUAUGGCAUUUGGGAACGUGGUGAUAAGACAAACCAGGGCAUCCCUGAACUGAACGCGAGCUCCGUAGGGAUGGCCAAAGCUGCUUUGGAAGCAAUAGAUGAACUCGAUCUUUUUGGAGCUCACGGAGGGCACAAAUCAGUGAUUCAUGUUCUUCCUGACGAAGUAGAACAUUGUCAGUCUAUACUUUACUCCAUGUUGCCAAGGGCAUCCACGUCAAAGGAGAUAGAUGCUGGCCUUCUCUCUAUUAUUUCUUACCCGGCUUUUGCAGUGGAGGAUGUCAACCUUGUUAAUGUAACCAAGAGUGAAAUCAUAUCCAAACUGCAGGGCCGCUAUGGCUGCUGUCGUUUUCUCCGGGAUGGCUACAAGACACCCAGAGAGGAUCCAAGCAGGCUGCACUACGAUCCUGCUGAGCUCAAGCUGUUUGAGAACAUUGAAUGUGAGUGGCCAGUGUUCUGGACGUACUUCCUAAUUGAUGGAGUAUUUAAUGAGGACAAAAUUCAGGUAGAAGAGUACAGAGAAGCUUUGGAAGGAAUACUUAUUAGAGAAAAGAAUGGAAUAGUUCUAAUGCCUGAGCUGUACGCAGUCCCUCCAGAAAAGGUGGACGAGGAGUAUGAAAAUCCUCACUCAGUGGAUCGUGUCCCCAUGGGAAAGCUGCCUCACCUUUGGGGCCAGUCAAUGUACGUCCUUAGCUGCUUAUUAGCAGAGGGAUUUCUGGCUGCAGGUGAAAUUGAUCCCUUAAACAGAAGAUUUUCCACUGGAUUUAAACCUGAUGUUGUGGUACAAGUAACUAUUCUGGCAGAAUCUAAUCAAAUUAAGAAUCUACUGCAAGACCAUGGAAUUGAUGUUCAGAGCAUUGCUGAUAUCCAUCCACUGAGAGUGCAGCCAGCUCGCAUCCUGAGUAAUCUCUACACCAAGUUGGGUAGGAAUGAAAACAUGAAAUUAAGUGGACGUCCACAUCGACACAUUGGAGUGCUGGGUACCUCCAAGCUGUACGUGAUAAGAAAUCAAAUUUUUGCCUUUACCCCUCAGUUUACUGACCAGCAUCACUUCUAUCUGGCUCUAGACAAUCAGAUGAUUGUGGAGAUGCUCAAGACAGAGCUGGCUUACCUCACUUCUUGUUGGAGAAUGACAGGGAGACCAACCCUGACGUUUCCCAUCACCCACACGAUGCUUGUCGAUGAUGGUACUGACAUUCAUCCAGCAGUUCUUGCCACCAUACGAAAAUUAGAGGAUGGUUAUUUUGGAGGUGCAAGGGUGAAGAUAGGCAAGCUAUCAGAAUUUCUUACCACCUCCUUUCAUACGCAUCUGAGCUUUCUGGAUCCAGACUGUGAUGUAAAACUGUUUGAUGACCCUAACGAAGGCUGUUGUAGCCCUGACAGUGAAUAUGGAGGCUAUCCAGCAGAUUUCUGUGAGAAAGAAAGCCAGGAUGAGCUGGAUCAGUAUAUAAAUGAUAUCCUGCAGAGUACAGCACUGAAGUCAUACCUGCCUCCAACUUCCAAGACUGCUAAUCAACCACCCAGGUUCAGUGCAAACCAUUCCACUCAAGAGAUACUGUCAAUAAUGGCCAAGGCAAAGGGUUUGGAGAUUCCAGCUGUUUCCAUGUCUCUUCCGACUAAAGUUCUGAACACGCACCGGAAGUCUCUGAAUCUUGUUGAUACUCCCCUUUCCUUUGACAGAAAGGACUCUGAAAAUGUUUUGAACCUACCUAAAGAUGCUCACGGUGAUUUGGAUUGCAGGAAACUUGUUGAGCAUCUGAACGAAUGCCCAACACUUCAUGAUCAAGCAGAUAUUUUAUACCUCUUGCAUAUAGUCAAAGGCCCUGACUGGGAUACGGAGCUGAACGGACAAUAUGGGGUCACUGUUCAUUGCCUGCUCAACGAGCUCUACAGAAAGGCAGGCCUCAAUCAGGAGUGGGGGUUAAUCCGUUAUAUUUCUGGUAUACUUAAAAAGAGAGUGGAAGUCCUGGCAGAGGCGUGCACAGACCUCCUGUCACACCACAAGCAACUUACUGUGGGCCUGCCACCGGAACCCCGUGAGAAAAUCAUUACCAACCCCCUGCCACCUGAGGAGCUCACAGAUCUUAUUUACGAAGCCAGUGGCCAAGACAUCAGUAUUGCUGUCCUGACACAGGAAAUAAUUAUGUACUUGGCAAUGUACGUUCGGUCACAGCCUAGUCUUUUCAUGGAGAUGCUCAGGCUCCGCAUCGGUCUGAUAAUUCAGGUGAUGGCCACUGAGCUGGCUCGGAGUCUGAAAUGCUCUGGUGAAGAAGCUUCAGAGAGUUUGAUGAAUCUAAGCCCCUUUGAUAUGAAAAAUCUCCUACAUCAUAUUCUCAGUGGAAAAGAGUUUGGUGUGGAAAGAAGCUUGCGACCUAUGGAUUCCUCUUCAUCUAGCCCUGCAAUUUCUAUUCAUGAGAUGGGGCAUUCUGGAGCAACCAAAACAGGAAGAAGUGGUAUUACUAAACUGAAGAGCGAGAUGAAGCAGUUCUUUCAUGAGAGCCACUCCAUGUCAAGCAGCAUGUUCGCUUCCACGAGGGGCAGCACCCCGCCGUCUCCCACCAGCACUUCUCCGACGGGCUCCGACAGAGACAUCAGCUGGGGGGACCGCAAAGGGCAGUGGCUGCGCAGGAGGAGGCUCGAUGGUGCCAUUAACAGAGUUCCUGUUGGCUUCUAUGAGAAAGUGUGGAAGAUCCUUCAGAAGUGCCACGGUUUGUCCAUUGAUGGGUACGUCCUUCCUUCUUCAACCACCAGAGAGAUGACCCCCUGCGAAAUCAAGUUUGCUGUGCACGUGGAGUCGGUGCUGAACCACGUACCACAGCCCGAGUACCGGCAGCUCCUGGUGGAAGCGAUUCUUGUCCUUACGUUCCUGUCUGACGUGGAGGUGAACAGCAUCGGGGGAAUCAUCCACGUGGAUCGAAUAGUGCACAUGGCCAACGACCUCUUUCUGCAGGAACUGAAAUCGUUUGGAGCUACUGGUGGUAUCUUGGAGAAAGACAUAGCCACAGGAAUUUGCCACUUUUUUUACGACAGCGCUCCAAGCGGGGCCUAUGGGACUAUGACAUACCUGACAAAAGCCAUAAUUAUUUAUUUACAGGAUUUCCUGCCUAGCACAGGCUGUGUGAUGCAAUAAGCAGUGUCUCAGGAGGGAGAAAAGGCUAGGAAGCUUUUCCUCCCCGUUUCGCUGCCUCAAACCUCUUGUUUAGUUGCUGCAUGUGUGUGUGCCAUACACUACCUCAGCACUUCAUGCGAAACAUCAUGGUAUGUGCAUGCCUGCCUGCGGGGGACAGGUAGGUGGAAUGUGGCCUACUUUUAAGGGAGGGUGUGAGAAAUAACAAAUAAUUAAGCUCAUUCUGCCCGAAGUGCAUCAAUGUAAUUCAUAUUAAAUUAGCAAGAAUUAAACAGCUCUGCCAAGGGGAAAACAGAUUACUCUGUGGAGAUCAAAAGGCAUAAUAAAACGAGGGAGCUCUAUCUCAGGCUUAAAGUCUCCCAAACAAGGGAAGUGAUGGAAUUCAUUAAUUUUUCCCCUGCUCUCUGUAAACGUACGUCGUUGUUGUGAAUCACUAAUGCAGUGUGAAACAUCCAGGGAAAUGUAAAUUAGAGGAAUAGGAAUAACUGGAGGUAACCAGGUGGUAUUUUUAAUACACAUUUACCCUGAUUCUCAUCUCGUUUGCACCUAGUUAGUACAGGGCUAGUGCCGCAGAGACAAAUGUCUUACAAUAUCCUCUAAUUUGAGAUGAUGGCCUUGCUCAGGAAGCUGCCUCUCUCUUUAAUCUGAACAAAGUGGCUUCCUUCCCGGCAUCCCCAGGGCUUCACAGGAAAAUCUCAAGACUCCAGCUUCUCCAAGGUGACAGACAGUUUUAUGCCUGUAAUCCUUUUCUCUGAACGGAGAAAGAUAAACCUCAGCCACCCGAGCACCCUUCCCAAGUCUCCUGAUCCUUUCCCUUGCAAAUAGCCUCAGAGUUGAGAAUGGCAUAAUUGCCACCCUUCCAGCGCAGGGCGAGUUUAUGGAAGGCUUUGAUGUUUUUCUCUUUUUUUUUUUCCUUUGUUAUUAUUAUUAAUUUUUUUUAAAGGCACAUUUGUCAGUCAUGGUUAGGGAUGGGCUCCCUGGUAGUCUUCUUCCAGACAGCUCCCAGGUUUGUGCCUGUGCCAUGAUGCUGUCCACUGAAAAUAAGCUUCAGUGGCUGCUUGGAGCUGCUUUAAGGAGAGAGAGUAAGCGUGUGUCAUGCAGGGAAAUGGCUCUGUGGCCACUUCAUCUGAAAACAGGUAGGCUGCUUCUGGAGUGGAAAACCCUGCUUCACCCCAGGCACCAGCUGCAAUUUGCUGUGGUUUUAUGCAGUUACCUGAAAUACCUUGAUGAAAGGAGGGAAAUAAGCCUGUCUCAGUUGCUGGUUGCCAGCACCUGUGGUCCCAGGGAAGGCAGGCUUCAGGUGGCACAGCUACCAUGGAGGCGCUGCUGCUGCUGCAGCAUCUGGGCACUUGCUCAAGAGAGCCAAGGCAGAGCAACGAGUGUGGGAGGCUUCAGGAGGUGAUUCGGAUUUAGGAGAAUUUGGCAGUCCAGGAGCUGCUUGCUGGAUGCUCUGAGAGGCAAGAACUGUGUUAACCAUCAUGGGCACUGUGGACCUGUGGAGGGAUAAGUGGCAAGGUACGGUUCAGCUACAACUAGUGCACACUUGGAUGUGGAAGUCAUUUUAUUGGCAUGGUACCUGUUUUUUGUUUUUUUUUUUCUUUUAUUGUGCUUUUCCCCUGUUUUUGUAUGCAUUGUGAGAGAUCACCUAGUGUGUUUCUCAGUAAAUAAAUCCUUUGGUUUAAACAUAUGGAUGUAACAGUGCAGAUCUUGAGCACACCAAGUCACUAAAGCAAUGGUUCAGAGCCUAGAGCAAAACAAACACCUCUUAACUCUUUUUUUUUUUUAAAACAAGUGUCUUUGAUUUAAAAUUCAUAGUAUGACCUCAAUUACCAUACAUUUAUUAUCACUGUGAUCAAUUACCACGUAUUUCUAUUCCAGGGAAUAGAAAUAAGUAUGUGCAUGUUUAGUCGCUCAUCUGUUAAUGUACAAAAUACUUCUGGAAAAGCAUUUCAUAUUUCAUUGACUAAAAAUAAGAUGUAGGAAUGACGGCACUCUAUGAAGCUUGGACUGCUAUUGUAUCUGUAAUGAUACAUUAUUAGGAAGGGUGCUAUAGCUUUUUUUUUUCCUUUGCAUUUUCAAAACUGUUACUAAAUUAAAAACUCCCUACUUACCUCAUGGUUCAGUAUUAAAUUUUAAAGACUGGUUAGGCUGGAACUGUUUACUACCCAGAAAGCACUCUGCAUACAUUGUAUUUAAUAAGGAUGAAUUAAGGUAAUGUCUUUUUUAUAAAGUUCCUGAUCUGGCUGCACUUUA